UCGAGAGUGUAUACGAAGGGACGACGCUCGCGAAAAAUGGUCCAGCUCAGUACGGUCAACAGGAUCAUCAAGGCUUACUCGUUGGUCGGCUUUUGCGUGGCUGCAUACGCACUGUAUGUUGAAAUCUCACUGGAAAACUAUCCGGAUUUUAAGCCACUGUGUGACCUCAGAGAAUACAUCAAAUGUUCUCCAGCGUUUAUUUCACCAUACGCCAAAGGUUUUGGGAUCGUCAGGUAUAUAUUUGGUGAAGAUUCAGCUUUCAACGUCCCCAAUGGACUCACGGGAAUGUUAUUUUACACCCUGUCAUUCGUGUUGAGUUGUUCGGACAGUGAUAAACUUGUAAACAUCCACUACUACCUGACGAUCGCGUCCAACGUGUCCACAUUUUAUUUGGCUUUCGUGUUGGUGUUCGUCGUUCAAGAACUGUGUUUGGUUUGCCUGACCACAUACUUCAUAAAUGCUAUAAGCCUGCUGUGUGUAUCGUCCAAACGGCGGGAAUUAUUGUCGCUAUCUGUGCACCACAAACCCUGCAAAGGCGAUUAAAACAUAAUAUAUUUAUAAAAUAGCGAUACACCUGCAGGCAUAAAAUGUAAUGUCGCAGCGUAUAUAAUAA
Acyrthosiphon pisum (pea aphid) is the source of this 613-nucleotide messenger RNA. Its product is annotated as vitamin K epoxide reductase complex subunit 1-like protein 1. The coding region runs from base 37 to 543 and encodes 168 amino acids. Gene Ontology annotation, molecular function: vitamin-K-epoxide reductase (warfarin-sensitive) activity. Gene Ontology annotation, biological process: peptidyl-glutamic acid carboxylation; vitamin K metabolic process. The record is from RefSeq and is a predicted model, not a curated record. The transcript is spliced from 3 exons. Lineage: Eukaryota; Metazoa; Arthropoda; Insecta; Hemiptera; Aphididae.